Poecile atricapillus (Black-capped chickadee) is the source of this 6638-nucleotide messenger RNA. RefSeq names its product Myb/SANT DNA binding domain containing 3 (gene MSANTD3). The transcript has 3 exons. NCBI's taxonomy places the organism in Eukaryota, Metazoa, Chordata, Aves, Passeriformes, Paridae. The record is from RefSeq and is a predicted model, not a curated record. The coding region runs from base 349 to 1173 and encodes 274 amino acids.
GGGAGGGAGCCGAGGGGCGCUUUGUUACGAGGAGCCAGCGGGGCCGCAGGGUGGGGUUGUCCCCGCCGCCGGCGCCCGUCCCCGCGGGCGCUGGGUGACAGCGGCCGCCCGCCCGCCGAGCACCCCCCGCCGCCGCGGCUGAUGCGCCCGCACCGCGCCGCAGCCUCCGCGCCCGCCCGGCGGGGAGCCGCCGCCUUUGUGGAGCCUGGACCUGCUCUCCUUUCUCCUUCGAGCAGAAGAGGAGCUAGCGAGGAGACUUAAAAAAACCCCACCAAGCUCGAGUUAAUGUUUGAGAAGUUCGGGUGCGGGAGAGUCUGGAAUUUUGGCUUCUUGGAGAAUCAGUAGAAAAUGCAAAACGAAAUAAUAAAGCCUGCUAAAUACUUCUCAGAAGUGGAGAAGAGUGUGCUGCUUGCCUUAGUUGAAAAAUACAAAUACGUGCUUGAAUGUAAAAAAAGCGAUGCAAGAACUAUUGCUCUGAAACAACGCACCUGGCAAGCACUAGCUCAUGAAUAUAAUUCACAGCCCAGUGUAUCACUGCGAGACUUCAAACAAUUAAAGAAAUGCUGGGAAAAUAUCAAGGCACGGACAAAAAAGAUAAUGGCACAUGAAAGGCGGGAGAAGGUAAAAAGAAGUAUUAGCCCACUUAUAAAUACUCACAUCGUAGGGAAAGAGAAGAUUGCUGGCAUAAUGCCUGAGCAAAUGUACUUUUUGCAGAGCCCACCAGAAGAAGACUCUGAAUAUCAGCCUGAUGCUUCUAGUCAAGAGUCGUUUGUUGUGUCAAACAGAGAACUUUGUGAUGAAGACAAAGAGAUGGUACAUUUUCCAGUAUGUGAAGGUACCUCCCAGCCUGAGCCUUCAUGUUCUGAUAUCAGAAUAGCAGCAGAUAAGAACUACAGAAGUAAAGCAUCUCAGGAGAGUGCUCUGAAAAAGAUGCAUGAGGAAGAGCAUCAUCAGCAAAUGUCAAUUUUGCAACUCCAGUUAAUCCAAAUGAAUGAAGUCCAUGUGGCAAAGAUACAGCAAAUAGAAAGAGAGUGUGAGAUGGCUGAAGAAGAGCACAGGAUAAAAAUGGAAGUGCUAAAUAAAAAGAAAAUGUAUUGGGAGAGAAAACUGCAGACCAUUACAAAAGAAUGGCCUGUAUCAUCCUAUAACAGACCCUUUCCUAAUUCACCUUAGAACACAGAAGGGCAGAGGCAGUCUGAUUUAGCACAUUUAUGAGUAACAAGCACUGGAGAGAGGGUUUUCUACUGUGAAUGUACAGUGACAGGAUAGGUGCCUGGCUGAUAGUGAACACACUAUGACUCUUAAUGUUUAGGGAAACAAGAGGAAAACUCUAUUGUUCAUUUGUAGGUAGUUCUGAUUUGUUUAACUCACAGACAUGCACAGUGUUCUAGAAUGUGAACGUAUUUUCCUCUCUCAGAACACCCUUGAUCCUUGUCAAAUUUAAGGUACUCUGGGUGUUCUUACAUUGGGUGUUCAUAAGAAAACUUAACAGCUUUAAACACCAGGCUGUAGUGUUUGUUUUCAUUUCUAUCUCUUCCUAUCUACCAUUUCCCAAAUAGAGGCAAGGUUUGGAGUUGCUCUCUCCUAUUGAGACAAAAGGUAAUUGACAGCUAUUAGUUGGAUCAUUAUGCUGAGGUUUAGGGAAAAUAAACUAGUUAAUACAGUCCAUAACUUACUCUUCAUAGAAGAUGUGAAAAUGAAUGAUGUAGCAAGAGGGCCACUGUAGUAACAGCCCUCUCCUUCUGAAGAACAGUAAUAUUUCCCAGCUGGCUGGCUGACUGAGAGAAUGGUUGUGGAAUGGCCCUCCUUGUUUGAGCUCUGACACUUGAGAAGUUAAAAAGAAAGUCACUUUUUCCUCAAAAGCCACUGUGCUUGUUCUGUCAUUCCCAGGCCCAUCUUGUAUUGAAAGAGAAUACCCAUCAGAAUACCCAAACAGGAGGGUCAAAUGCUGCUGCCACUGUGUGCUGCACUGUGUGCUGUUCACCUGAAGUCAUUCUGAGGAGAAGAGCUUUUUAAGGAUUCAUAAAGCUCUCAAAAUGCAGUGAGCCAGCCAGUCCAUUGGCAAAGUCUCCCUGUAUUUUCCUAUGCAAUACUUGAUGGUGUAGCAGCUAUCUUGAUUAUUUCUCCUUAGCUAGAAGAAAAUACUAAGACUCACCCUCUUUUCCUUCUGAUAGGGUGGGAAGCAGUUCAAGGGAAUCAUUCCUGUCUUGAAGCACUGUUCUGUUCUGUUUUGUUAUGUCCUGUGUGUUAUGGUGGUGUGUUUCUUGCCUUUGCUGUCAGUGAGGGGUGAUGGACAUGAUUUGAAUGAAGGCAUUCACAUGAAGGUCCCCACAAAUUUUGGAUGUCCAGAAUAGUAGAUAGUAGGAAAGCACAAAUAAAGAUAAUCUUUACCCUGGCAAUCAUUUAUUCUAGUGGGGCAAGAGCUAAGAAAAUGCAGAACCCCUUUAGGAUUCAUAAGAACUUCCGGUGUGUGAAAACCUGCUUUACAGGAAGGUGUACAACCAUCAUUUGAAGUAGUGAGAAAAAUGGACAAAACCAUACAUUUUCAUUGAAAAAUAUGAGUAUCACAUUAUUCAAUAAAGUAUUUUCAGAUCAUGACUCCUGAGGGCAAGUCCAUACUGUGAGCAAUGUAUUCAAAGCAGAGUAUGUUACAAGGCAUGCAUUCCCAGUUACACUCCUAUCUCUUUCCCUGGAUAUCCUUCCUGGUGGAGCGAGUUCCUUUUGGUUUUGUUUUGGAUUGAGUAGGGUUUUGUGUGUGUGUGUGUGUGUUUUGACCUGCUUUCACUGCUGGUGAUUCAUCUUUGUGAGCACUGCCUUUAUCAGCCGCAGGAUUCGCUGUGGUUAACAGUGUGGUACCUGCGCUACUUUCUUAAAUGUGCUAAAACCAGCAAUCACAAUGGGAGCUAUUUAUUACAACUCAUUUUAUAUGACAGAGAAAAACAAUAUGCUGGGCUGCUGCAAGAUAAAAAUAUAGGGCCUGGGUGGAAUCUGAAGACAGAUCUUUUUGACUACAAACUCCAUGUUCUUAUAAAUAGGCUGUGUGAAGAAAGUGCAGGAAUUCCAAAGAAGGAUAUUGUUAUGGGCACUUUUUCUGCUGAACAAAAACACUUUUGGAAGGUGUAGUAACAGUUGAGGCAAAAGAAAAGUAAACAGAAGUGAGGACCUUACUGUUCUGAGAUUGCAUUCUGUGGUCUGGAAGAUGAGUCAGUUAUUUGACUGGUUGUGACAAUUGUUCAGGCCAUCCAGAAGAAAAGGACAGGAAAGAAAUUUGUCUUAACCUGCACUCCUUCUAAGUGAGAGUAAAUGGAAACCAGGUGUUAGAAGGUAAUGAAUGGAGACAAUUUCAGCACUGUGAAGAGGGUAAGAAUAGAGACAAUCCGGGUCUAGACAGCCCUGUGAAAAUUAUGAAAUAGUUAGAGAGGAUAUCACAAAAUGUGAGAUAAGGAUAGCUUGAACUCCUGGAAGUUAUACAAUUGCUCAUGAAGGAUGGUUUUAUUUUUAUAUUUAAAAAUCCUUUAAAGUAAGCUUGUUUUCAAACUGUACUAAGUGGAAAAUGCCUUGCUUCUUGGUGUAUUUUCUUAUUCUGAGACAAAAAGUUACAGUCCCUAGGCUGAACAACUGACCCUUUUAAUUCAGGUUCUAUUUUAAACAAGGAAGAUCAUAAGAGAAAUAUUAGAAAGGGCCAAGAUGAAGGUAUGAAAGAAAGAAUGAUCAUUACAUGCAGAGAGGAAGAAUGGGAAUGUUACACCUAACAUAAAUUAUACAAGAUGGUUUUGUGGUACAGGCUAUAGAUGGUUCACAGGUGACACAGGCUCUUGCCUUCCUAUUUAUAGUUGACUGUUGGUUGCUGUAAAAUUGGGUGAUAAACACAGAAAAAUUUAAAAUAUCAACAGGAAGAAGUAAGUAUCUCCUUGCCAGGCUUUGGCUUUAUAAAGUGAUCAAUGUGAUGGAAUUGAAAUUACUCAAGAAAUUACUUUUGCCUUUGCUGUUGUUGUUGUUUUUGUUGCAAUUACUCCCUCUGGUAGUAGAUUUUAUCUUUUCUUGUGUUUGACUUUUCAUAUAUGUAAUAUAGCCAUCUCAGACAAUAUGUACAUUUGUUUCUCUCCCCCUUUUUCUCACAUUAUUCAAAUACUUUCACAUAAUUGUGUUUUCCUGUUAACCAUUUGGCCAAGGUAUAUAUGUAUAUUCUCCAGGUUUUUCCACUGAUAGAAUACAGCAGUAUUUUAAGAGGAAUAUUCCCCAUUCUUUUCUCAAUUUGCUAUAAAACUUUUUGUCAAGAAUUAACUUAAAAGUUACACAGGGCAAAAUGAUCCCUUCUUAACUUCAUACGAAAACGUGUACCAGAUAUGUAGUGGCCAUUGUUCUCAGCCUCUGUAUUCUUAUGUAGAGAAACAAUGGCCUUCUAGACAAGGUGUGGUGAAUUCCUUUAUGCUCCCCAAAUUAACAUGAGCCUAGCUUCAGGUGCUGUUUUCCUUGGAGGUAAUCUGUUACCUAGUAUAAAUUUUUUAAUCUCUUGAUUUUUUUUUCCUCCUGAAUUUUUUCCUUAUGUUUCUGUUCACCCUUAGUUUUUUAACCAGCAGUAUGAGCAGGGGAUUUCAUUCAGAGACGUGUGUUUUGCUCUUUCCUUCCUCUUGCCCAGACUGCCCAUAUCACAGCAUUUGAACAUGAAAUUGGUGCUCCUCUACUGUCACCUUCCCUUUCCACAAAAAGGAUGGUUAGUUACCUUUUCCACACAGCUGCCAGUACAUUCUGGAUUCCUCACGCAGGCUAGGAAACAGAGGAUUUUGAAGAGAGGUUAGUAUUGAAAAGGCCUGUAUGGAGAAGAGCACUUCUUCCACUCCAGCUCCAUGUUAUUUGGUGGAAGGACAAUCUGUGCCCACAAAGUCAUUCACUGGAACCAGAGAUAAUGUAGGAUGCUGAAGCUGUGGAAGUGAUUCUGAUUCUUCCUAAAUCCUUGGGGUUCUGCAUAAGUGAGGUUUGAAGUUUCCUGACAAAAAAACUUCUUUCUCGGUAGUUGAAAAGUCUCAGUGGAAUCCUUUCACAGCUUCUUCAAAUGAAAGUUCUUACCUUGACAAACAGCCUAUCCUGACAUCUAUUCUACUUCUUUCGAUACCCAGGCUUCUCUAUCACCAGAGCAAGGGAACUUGCUACUUGUCACAGGUCCUCUCUCUGAAGCUCCUUCCUGCAAUGCAGAGAUGUGUUUAGGCAGAGCUGAAAACACAGCCCUCCCCAUGCACUCUCAGAGCAGCGAUCCUUACAGAGCAGGUGCAACCUCGCAUGGCUGAACUCAGCACUCAGAUUUUGAACUAUUGCUACUCAGGGUUGCAAUAUUCCCAUUACAGCCCUGUGACCAGAGAAAGAGGGAUGGCUCAGGGCUGCCUUUUUCUGGGCAUAAAGUGCAGCUGAGGAUGUUGUGCUGAAUUUUGUGUAACGAGCAUUCAUUUCUGUGUGUUUCCAACACCACAUUUUAUAGUUUCCCAAGGAUUUGUAUGAUUGCAUAGGUGUUUUUCAAUGAUCUUUUGCAGGUAUUUUUUUUUCUUCUGGUUGUAGUUACAGUGGCUUUUAUGAGUCUUUUUUCUUCUUCCCCACUUGCAUUAUGAUGUUCCUGUUUUGUUCUGAAUCUCUGUGGUUACAGUCUGUACAGCCACACAUUCAUGUAGUAUCUUUUCAGGUGUAUUUCUCAUUAUGACAUUGAAAUGAUAAACUGCUACACAUUUGUAUUUUGCUACUCUGUGGGUAGAGGAAUUACAUGUAAAUCUUAAAAUAACAUCUAAACAUUUUUUUUCCCAGACAAGUCCCACACAAGUAGUCCUGUUAUUUCAUAUUUUGAGCUAGCCUGCUGUUUUCAAAGUUUGAUGCACCUUAGUUGGUUUCAUAAGAUUUAAUGUGGAAACCUGUCUUUCCACAUUAUUAUUUUGUUUCUUCUCAAGACAGUUGACUGUAUCUUCACACAUCUUCACUCUUCCUUGAUUUUUUACAUUUGAUAAAAAGGAAGAUGACUAUUCUAUACUUCUUCUACUCUGCCAUCUAUAAGAAUAGGAUAAUAUGUUUUCCAGUGAAAGCAAGCAGUGGUCUCUGUUUCUGGUAUCACAGACUGACUUCUGUACUGAUGAUCAGCUUAAUUCUCUGGUAUCUAAAUAAGGUGCACAUAGAAAUCUGAACAGAUUGCUGGACCUAAAAGUAGAGCUAUAAAAUAGAAAUGUACUAGCUGUGGCUCUGAAAACUUUACUGUUCUGAUGGUGAAGGGAUUAGGCAUCUGACAACAUCAUCAGUCAUGUUAAUAAUAAAUUAAAAACUUGCAGAGUCAAAAAGAAAAAAAAAGGGCUGGUUUUCAGAAUGAGGCAAAGUUAAGACAGCUUUUAGCUGUCCCAAGCAGUAACACUGUCACACAUGUCAAACAAUUUCCCCUCAUGGUCUUCACUUGUCUCUCCUCUGAGACUCUGGACACCUCUAUCAUAGCAUUCACAAGUGCCUGACAAUAAGAAACGUAGCUACUUUCGAGUAGGAAUCCCGCCAGAGUUAUUAGACCUUAGACUUUGUAAAACUGAAGUUGGACAGUUUUCCAAGACUACAUUAUCCAGACAUACAUGCACACACACUCUGGAAAAUCACAUGAAAUCUGUCCAGCACACAGUUUG